AUGGAGGCCGAAGACGACAGCGAUGCAGACACCUAUGGGGACGAGAAUGAAGACCAGGGAACUUAUUCUAAAAGAAAGAUCGUUUCUAACUGGGAUCGAUAUCAAGACACGGAAAAGGGGGCCGAAAAUGAAAGUGGAGAAUCGCAGAGGGGAACCGACUUCAGCGUCCUCCUGAGCUCAGCAGGGGACUCCUUCUCCCAGUUCCGGUUUGCUGAGGAGAAAGAAUGGGAUGGUGAAGCUUCAAGCCCCAAACAGGCCACGGUGCCUUUAGAGCUUCCUCAGGUGAAACCAAAGAGAAACCAUGAUGGCCAAGGACUCGGGGUGCCGUCGAGGGGGACCCUGGGGUCUGGAGGGAGGGGGUCUGGCUCCGAGCGGAAAGUUCCUGCCAGCCCCUGUGUGUCUCUGGGGAGAGAGGGCUCCAGACCAGGGCCUCUCGCGGCCUCUGCACCGCAGCCAGCCGACCUCCUAGAAGAAGAACUUGACCUGCUGCUUAAUUUAGAUGCGCCCGCCAGAGGAGGAGAUGACGACAUGCUACCAGAUCAGACAUCUCAGGACCUGAAACCGGAGCGAGACGCCACAGUGGCCCAGGAGGAGGAAGUUCCUGCGAAACUAUCCGCAAUUGAAGAGCAGAAUGUGGGCUCAGAGCAACCAAGCGCAUCUUCGACCAGCGUCACCGAGGAAGAGCUCGAGGACUGGCUGGACAGCAUGAUUGCCUGAAAGCCCCAAUUGGCUGCCUUGCAAGUAGCAUGGGAGCAAGGCCGUGCCACAGCACCGCCUCCUUGACAAGCAUGCCCGGAGCCUGGUUGUUGUAACAGGCAGUAAGUGGCUGCCUCUGGGUUUGACGACAUGUUAAUACAUCUAAGAGGCUUAUUUCCUGGUUUAGAAACUGAAGGAAUUUUCUUAAGGGCAGGAGAUGCUGCUUAAGAGAAUACAUGCAAAGAACAAGGCACAGUAAAAUGUUGGUUUGUGGUU
Echinops telfairi (small Madagascar hedgehog) is the source of this 972-nucleotide messenger RNA. It is a transcript of the gene AVEN, whose product is annotated as apoptosis and caspase activation inhibitor. Gene Ontology annotation, biological process: negative regulation of G2/M transition of mitotic cell cycle. NCBI's taxonomy places the organism in Eukaryota, Metazoa, Chordata, Mammalia, Afrosoricida, Tenrecidae. Bases 1 to 717 code for a protein of 238 amino acids. The record is from RefSeq and is a predicted model, not a curated record. The transcript has 5 exons.